UGACUGCGGAGCGUUGAGUUGAGUUCUCCUGCUGAAUGAGACGCGACCAAAAACAGACGAAUGAAUGCAUGAGCGCUGUUGCCCACGAAGCGACGUGCUGCUCACAUAUGAGGGCAUCGCAGGCCGGCUGUGUGAGGGACCUGGUGCCAACCUGAUCAAACCCUGACUGAGCACGUGCCUCUAACUGUCUAACAAGAAACAUGACAGCUAUCAACGCACCUCGGGACAAAUACCAUGCAGUAUGGAUCAUUUUCUUCAUCCUGGGCUUGGGAACCCUCUUACCGUGGAAUUUCUUCAUGACGGCGACCAUGUACUUCACAAGUAGGCUGAGGGACUCACCCACCGACCCCUCCUCCAGUCCUGCGGCAAAUGAGACUUUGGAGGGCGUAGACACUCGCAAUGUGCUGGAGUCCAAGUUUAACAACGUGAUGACGCUCUGCGCCAUGGUUCCUCUGCUCAUCUUCACCUGCCUCAACUCCUUCAUACACCAGAGGAUUCCUCAGAAGCUUCGGAUCACCGGCAGUCUGGUGGUCAUCCUGGUGGUGUUCCUAUUGACGGCGGUGUUCGUCAAGGUGGACGUGGCCCCGCUGUCCUUCUUCACCAUCACUAUGAUCAAAAUUAUCUGCAUCAACUCGUUCGGGGCCAUCCUUCAGGGCAGUCUGUUCGGCCUGGCUGGGAUACUGCCUGCCUCCUACACCACGCCCAUCAUGAGUGGACAGGGGCUGGCCGGCACCUUCGCCGCUUUCUCCAUGAUCUGCGCACUGGCCUCUGGAUCGGCCCUGCAGGACAGCGCUUUUGGUUACUUCAUCACAGCCUGUGUUGUUAUUCUGCUGGCCAUAGUGGCCUACAUCAUUCUGCCCAGGAUGGAGUUUUUCCAGUACUACAUGGAGAGUAAUGGAUCCAGACCCACUGGUGAUGAGGAGAACAAUAUGGACUUACUCAAAAAAGCAGAUAGUGCAGCAGAGAAGCGACCGGUGGUGAGUCUGAUGGAGGACGAGGCCAAACCCACAGUGUCUGUGUUGAACAUCUUCAAACAGAUCUGGGUGAUGGCACUGUCGGUGUGCUUCAUCUUCACCGUCACCAUUGGAACAUUCCCAGCCGUAACAGUGGAGGUCAAGUCGACGGUGGCAGACGGAGGCGCCUGGGAAACUUACUUCAUCCCCGUGUCAUGUUUCCUCCUCUUCAACUUGAUGGACUGGGCUGGCAGGAGUCUGACGGCCGUCUGUAUGUGGCCGGGUAAAGACAGCAUGUGGCUUCCUGUCCUGGUGGGCCUGCGGCUCGUCUUCAUCCCUCUCUUCAUGCUGUGUAACGUCCAGCCUCGUCACUACCUCCCCGUGCUGUUCGGCCACGACGCCUGGUACAUCAUCUUCAUGAUCUUCUUCUCCUUCUCCAACGGAUACCUGGCCAGUCUCUGCAUGUGCUUUGGACCCAAGAAGGUACCACAGCACGAGGCAGAGACGGCGGGGGCCAUCAUGGCCUUCUUCUUGUCCCUUGGCUUGGCGCUGGGCGCCGCAGUCUCCUUCGCUUUCCGGGCCAUGAUCUAAAACCUCCGGCAGAGACCCUUCAGUAGAUGUAGAUUAGACCACGCCGCCCUCCAACACUCUGCCUGUCUUCACUCAUCAACAAUCUCCGACUGAGUGGAGUCAGCACAGAAGACUAGAGGACCUCAGCCUUCUCAAGUGUACAGUAGAGACUCGUCUCAUCCAGCCAUCUCGGCAACAGUAUAAGCUGAAACACGUUACUGAACAUUUGUUUUCCUCCAAACUCAGCAGCAGCACAGUGUGAGAACUCGACGCCAUCGAUCAAACGGGUUGUUUCUCUGAGACAACUUCAACUCGACGAGCAAAUCAAAACCAAAAGUGUAGAGAAAUCCGUUGUAGUGGACUCGUCACGUAGAAGACGGCAGAAAUUCUUUCCCCAGAUAUCACAAAUGUUGAGCCCACAGUAAAGAAGACGGCCUGUACGCGUAGUAUCCCAGAGCGUCAUUCAUAAAACCGCACAGAAUGAUAACAUGUCGGAUUGCAGUAUUUUUUAAUGUGAAGUUAUACAUUUCUUACACUUUCUUUGAAACCAUCACAUUCUUUAGAAAUCAUAUAUAUGAAGUCAUGAUGGUUUGUAAAUAGACACUUUUGUUGUUUUUUAUUAAUGAGGCUCUUUGGUCCUGGUGUUCGGCUCUUCUACAUAAACCGGUAAAUGUCACCCAUCAGGUUGUAAACUGUGAUCCUCAACGGGACUUUUUUUUUAUGAUUUCACUCUGGACUUUUGCAGCUUUUUAUCAAACCAAAUACAUGAAGACAACAUGGGAAAAUGAUGAACUUUGAAGGGAGGUCACGACCCAUCAAACGGCGAAUUAAUGCGCAGUGCGUUUAAACCGCUUCGCUACCUCGCUCUACUUUCAGUGUCGACGCGGGUCACUUUGUGUUUGUAAAACUUUCUCACAACGAAUCAGUAAAUUCACAAAUAAUGUAAGGACGGACUGAAUCCUGAAGACGAGGUUCUAAUCAACAAUCUGGGCCACUAACUGCUGAAUAUUCAUUGUCUUAGAGAGCAGCUGUUUGUCUGUUUUGUAGUUUUAGAUGAAGUUAUAACAGCGUGGGUCUAUUUGAUUUGAUUUUCUUUCUAGAUUUUCAGCCCACAAGUUGAAGUUUUUACUGUUUCUGUGUCUUCCUGAUAAACAGAUUUCGCCACAACGUAUUUUUGAACGCAGCAAAAAGAAAAAUACUCAGCCGUCAGUGACGUGAAAUGUGCCAUUUGUGAGUGAGAUUUGGAGACUUUUUAAUCUCAUUCUUCGGCUUUCUCGAGCUCGUGACAUUUCUCAUGUUUUCAUGGAAGAUAAGUUUUGUAUCAGAAGUAGUUUGUAGUUAGUUUUGUCGUUCUGAAUGAGGAGGAGAUAAAAACCCGUCAGUGUUCUAUUUUUGUGGCCUUUUUUGAUGCUUUUUUAAAAAGUUUAGUUGUACACUAUUAUUCAUAACACCAGCUGUAUACAUCUUAACUGCCUGUUUGUUUAAAAGCACAACGUUGGUCUAUUCUUCCGUACUUUGUGUUUUGGUCGGUAUGGGAAUCAUGGACCAUUAAAAUGUUACUUAUAUUGCAGCUUAAAACAGUUCGGUGGUAAAAUAAAAUUGUAUUUUUAAGAA
Messenger RNA from Sebastes umbrosus (honeycomb rockfish), 3137 nucleotides. RefSeq names its product equilibrative nucleoside transporter 1-like. The record is from RefSeq and is a predicted model, not a curated record. Bases 201 to 1544 code for a protein of 447 amino acids. Gene Ontology annotation, molecular function: nucleoside transmembrane transporter activity. Gene Ontology annotation, biological process: uridine transmembrane transport; nucleoside transmembrane transport. NCBI's taxonomy places the organism in Eukaryota, Metazoa, Chordata, Actinopteri, Perciformes, Sebastidae. The transcript is spliced from 13 exons. Gene Ontology annotation, cellular component: plasma membrane.